AGAGUCCUGAAUUACAGUGAAUAAACUUGUUGGCAUGGCUAAAUAUAACUCAUUGGCACCCCAUACAUCCGCUAAUGUUCAUCAAAUCAGAUGAUCUUUGUUUUAUGUGACAAAUAUCUAAAAGGCAUACAGCUAACACAUCCUUCCAGAAACACGGGUGGCUUUGGCUGGACCUGGGUCGGGACACACCUUUAUCCUCUGCAGACCUUAUGUUACAGCCGAAUGAAGGAACUUGUUCCCGCUGGUCCCUAUGUUCCAGCCGAUCUGUCGCAUCCUCCUCCCUGCAGAGCUGCAUGGCAACGGGAGGAGGAGAAUGCUCGGGAUGAGGGAGGGUACCGCGGCCCCACGUCUCCUCCUCACCGCAGACUGCUUUCCCAUCCCUCCGUUUCCGCAUAUACCACACACACACACACACACACACACACACACACACACACACACACACACACACACACACACACACACAACUUCCUCCAUACACCCAGAACGCCGGACCCGCGCAGCCGCUGCGGAGCGAUGCAUCCGCGAUGCGCGCUCUCCCGUCCCCGAUCUGUCCCUAGGCCCGGAUCGAUCCAGUUCUCAACAUUCUGAAAUGCACAUUCUGGUCCGGAGCUGAGAGGCAGACAAGUGGGAGAGAUGAGAGAUGUUUAGCAGGUUAACCUCGGAUCCUCGCCAUCGUCUCUGCUGUGCGCGUGCUGGUCUUUUUCCACCUCCACGCCUGCCUGUUUUCGGUUCUCGAUGCUGUGAUCGGAGGGAAUAUGUGAGGAUCAUGCUGCCGGUGUGGUGCUUCAUGGUCUUCGCUGCAGUGGGCGAGAGGCUUGCAGUCUCAGGUGCAGAUGGAGGCAUGUGGGACUGGUUUCUCCCCUCGGGCCGGCUGGACAGUGGGGAAGCUGUGACUGAGAUUACUUAUCCAAAAAGACUGGUGCAGCGAACCGAGUCAGAGGAGGAAAUGGCUCAUGAGCACUUAGAUACCAGGGCGAAGAACAGCAGCAGGGACAGCUCGCCUGUUCACUUGGCCCAGAGCUGCUUUCUGGUGGAAGCCUUCGGACGCACCUUCACUCUUGACCUGGAGCUGAACCAUCACCUGCUGUCCUCAGAUUAUGUGGAGCGGCACUUUAACGACGAUGGCAGACCCUCUCAGGCUGUGGGCGGUGAGCACUGUUACUACCAAGGAAGGCUGAGAGGUUUAGCAGAGUCUUGGGCAGCCGUCUCCACCUGCCAUGGCCUGUGGGGCAUGUUCUCUGAUGGUUUCUUCUCUUAUGGAAUUGAGCCAGUCCACAACAGGAGCAAACAGGCCGAUGGUGCUCACUUCAUCCACAGGAUGCCAGAUGUGAGACUGUCCCCGUACUGCCCAGACUGCUCUGAGGACGAGUGGAGCAGCAUCAGCAGUGACAACAGACCAAACCAAACGGGGGGUCACCACCUGACCGGGGGGCUGAGAAGAUCAAAGAGAUUUGCUAGGAAGCCUUCAGUCCAGGCCGAGACUAAAUAUAUAGAACUGAUGGUCGUCAAUGACUAUGACUUGUUUGUACAGCUGCGUCGCUCAGGCAGCCAAACCAAGAACUUUGCUAAAGCUGUGGUCAACACAGCCGACACGAUCUUUCAGGAACAACUGAACACACGGAUUGUGCUGGUUGCUAUGGAGACCUGGACCUCUGAGAACAUGGUGCCGGUAGUGGAGGACCCGCUGGUGACACUGCAGAACUUCAUGAAGUACAGGAAGGGCAGCAUCAAGGAGCAGAGUGACAUCAUCCAUCUUUUCUCAGGGAGAACCUUCCACAGCGGCCGCAGUGGGACAGCCUACACAGGAGGGGUGUGUUCUCAGACAAGAGGAGGAGGAAUCAAUGACUACGGGAGUGUCGGAGCGAUGGCCAUCACUUUGUGUCAGAGUCUGGGUCAGAACAUCGGGAUGAGGUGGAACAACGCACGGACGUCAGCAGGUGACUGCAGGUGUCCAGAUGCCUGGGUGGGCUGCAUCAUGGAAGACACAGGAUUCUAUCUGCCCAGAAAGUUUUCUCGCUGCAGUGUUGAUGAGUACAACCAGUUCCUACUCCAGGGGGGUGGGAGCUGCCUCUUCAACAAGCCCAGUAAGCUGUUAGACCCUCCAGAGUGUGGCAAUGGCUUUGUGGAGCCAGGAGAAGAGUGCGACUGUGGAUCCCUGGUGGAGUGUGCACGCAAUGGAGGAGCCUGCUGCAAAAAGUGCACCCUCACCCAUGAUGCCAUGUGCAGCAAUGGACUCUGCUGCAGUGGCUGUAAAUACGAGCUCAGAGGAGUUGUGUGUCGAGAGGCCGUAAACGACUGUGAUAUCCCUGAAACCUGCACAGGAGACUCCAGCCAGUGCCCUCAUAAUGUGCACAAGCUGGAUGGUUACAUGUGUGAUAACAGCCAGGGACGCUGCUACAGUGGGCGAUGCAGGACACAUGAUGGACAAUGCAAAGGACUGUGGGGCUUCAGCUCAGCAGACAGGUUUUGUUACGAGAAGCUGAACGCUGAAGGAACAGAGAAGGGGAACUGUGGUCGGGAUCCUGAAGGGAAAGGCUGGCAGCAGUGCAACAAGCCAGAUGUUUUAUGCGGUUUCCUCUUCUGUGCCAACAUCACAGCCAAGCCAAAAUUUGGAGAUCUUCAGGGUGAAGUGACCAGCUUCACCCUUUACCAUCAGAACAAGUACCUGGACUGCAGAGGUGGCCACGCUCUGCUAGAGGACGGCUCCGAUAUGGGCUACGUGGAGGACGGCACUCCCUGUGGUCCAAACAUGAUGUGCUUGGAAAGACGCUGCCUCCCUGUUACGGCGUUCAACCUCAGCACGUGUUCGGGGUCCACCCUUGGACAUAUUUGCUCCGACCACGGGACUUGCAGUAAUGAGGUGAAGUGUAUCUGUGACCGGGACUACACGGGGAAGGACUGCAGCGUGUAUGAUCCUAUUCCUGAGCCGACUGUGGCAACGGGUCCAGAAAAAAAAGGUCCCAGUGGCACCAAUAUCAUUAUAGGGUCCAUCGCAGGUGCUAUUCUCCUGGCAGCUAUAGUCCUAGGGGGAACAGGAUGGGGAUUUAAGAACAUUCGAAGAGGAAGAUCUGGAGGAGGAUAAAGUCUCUGUCCAUCUUCCUGUCUGUCUGUCUCCUGUUCACCUUCGUCUUCCUCCUCACACUGUGUCGUUUCCACGAGGACGAAGAGGGUGACGCAAAAAAAAGUCUUCCAUUACAAUCCUAAAUUCUCUCCAAACCUCUUCAGAAGAUCAUCUCCGCACUCACGUCUGCUCCUUCCAUUUGUCCUCCUUUGGUCUCCCCUGUCUCCUUCAGGCCUGGGGGGGGGGGGGGGGGGGUCCUCUCAUUCUCACCUGGCUACGCCAGACAGCAGCUGAGGAUCAUGUUGGGACUGGACCUAAACCCAGCUCUCCCUGUGGGAGACACCAGGGUCAUCCUCUAGUCCUGGGGCUCUAUGAAAGUGCUUCUCUCACCACAGUCGGAUGAAGAACAAAUCAACAGUGGACCAAUAUGAUAACGGACUCGUGUUUCCAAUGCCUGCCUCGUCUUCGGUCCGUGGUUAAAUGCUGGACUUGUGCACAGACCAAAAUAAAGCGAGAGAAACUGAAUUGUUCCCUUUUAAAAAAAGAAGAAAUGGACCUGCGGUUCAGUUCCUCAGCCUGAGCCUUAUAGGUGCACCUUUAAAUAGACACAUGUCUGUUUUCAUUCACUUCUGCAGAAGAGAAUCCAGCAUGUGACCGAGAAGCUCGGUAAAACGGUUUCGGGAUCAUUUUAGAGACCACUAAACUACGAAUCAGCAGGGACCGCAACUCGGUGUUUUAAACAUACAUUCCACUAAAUCUGUCUCCACUUCCAAAGUCCAGAAGGUUUACCAGGCAUGUGUGUGUGCGUGUGUGUGUGUGUGUCAAAGCUUUAUAAAUAAAGCUUUGAUUGAUUGAUUGAUUGAUUGUGUGUUCCAGAGCGAGCAAAUGAGUGAGAGAUUUCUAAAGAAAGGAUGAACGUCCAGAACACGUGUUUACAUCCAUGCUGGGGCGGCUGUGUCCUGCACACCUGAACACCCCCCCUACUGGCAGGUUUUUACCUUUCAUUUCUUUUUACAGCUUUUAUGAAGCUGCAAAGCUUCAUCAAGGCCGCGCAUUAACAGAUUUUACAGAAAACGAGCACUUGCCAACCGUAUGCACACCCGUUUGUAAAUAUGUGCAAAAUAUCAUGAAUGUCUAAUGCAAUGUGUGAAGCUUUAUGUAAAAUUAUGGGUUUUUUUUGUUUGUUUCUGCAAAUGUAAAGAUAUUUAAUUCAUCUCCCCUUUAAGACCUCCGUGCAUCUUUAAAUGUGGCUGAACGGCAUCGUCUCACUGAAAGUCCCAGGUGCGUUUGUGGGCCUCGGCCAUGCAAAGGUCACAAUGAGCUGGUUGAGAUUAACAGCUUCUGGUGUUUCGGGUCCAAGAGGCAGCCUGUAUUAUACUUUCUGAGGUCUGUUUGUCUAGAUGAAGUUUGCACUUUGGCAGAAACACUAUUGUUAUUAAAUAUUGUACAAAUCAAAAACAAUCAAGAGAAAAAGCCAACAAGGUGCAUCCCACACCAUAUGUUUUAAACAGCCUUUUUGGACUGAAACAACAGAGAAGAAUGAGCUGAUGCUUGUAAAUGAACUAAAAAGAAGAAAAAAACUAUCAAAAAUAAAAACAGAUCUUCUACAUCUCA
This is a messenger RNA of Nothobranchius furzeri (turquoise killifish), 4678 nucleotides long. Its product is annotated as disintegrin and metalloproteinase domain-containing protein 11. Lineage: Eukaryota; Metazoa; Chordata; Actinopteri; Cyprinodontiformes; Nothobranchiidae. Gene Ontology annotation, biological process: proteolysis. The record is from RefSeq and is a predicted model, not a curated record. Gene Ontology annotation, molecular function: metalloendopeptidase activity.